This is a messenger RNA of Hemicordylus capensis (graceful crag lizard), 948 nucleotides long. Its product is annotated as olfactory receptor 5B21-like. Gene Ontology annotation, molecular function: G protein-coupled receptor activity; olfactory receptor activity. Gene Ontology annotation, biological process: G protein-coupled receptor signaling pathway. Lineage: Eukaryota; Metazoa; Chordata; Lepidosauria; Squamata; Cordylidae. The record is from RefSeq and is a predicted model, not a curated record. The transcript has 2 exons. Gene Ontology annotation, cellular component: membrane. The coding region runs from base 1 to 948 and encodes 315 amino acids.
AUGCAUCUUCUAAACAGCAGAGAAGACAGAAAUCAAACAAAUGUUUCUGAGUUCAUUCUUAUAGGAUUCAGAAAUCUCCAAGAACUGCAAGUUCUUCUCUUUCUACUCUUUCUGUUUAUCUACAUGGUGACCUUGGUUGGGAACAUCCUCAUAGCUGUGCUUAUUGUAGCUGAUAAGCACCUUCAUACACCCAUGUAUUUUUUCCUUGGGAAUUUUUCCUGCCUGGAGACCUGCUAUAGUUCUACCAUCCUGCCCAAGACUUUGGUCAGCCUUCUAUCUGGGGACAGAUCUAUUCCCUUUAAGCUUUGUUUUGUACAACACUAUUUCUUUGCAUCUCUGGGGGCAGCUGAGUGCUAUCUCUUAUCCGUUAUGUCCUAUGAUAGGUAUUUAGCUAUAUGCCAGCCCUUGCAUUAUGUGAACCGUAUGAAUGGUAAGUUCUGUGUGCAGUUAGUUAGUGGCUCUUUCCUUAGUGGGUUUCUGGCUAUUUCUACAACAAUAAUAUUAGUGUCCAGGUUAGCUUUUUGUGGACCAAAUGAGAUAAAUCAUUUCUUUUGUGAUGUCUUUCCACUCAUAGAAUUGUCCUGCAGCGACACUCGUCUUUUGAGAAUCAUCAUUUUUCUUGUUGCCUCUGUUUUAACCCUUCCACCAUUUUUGUUGACACUGAUAUCCUAUGGUUGCAUUAUCUCUGCCAUCCUGAGAAUAUCAUCCACCAGUGGUAGACAAAAAGCCUUUUCUACUUGCUCCUCACAUCUUAUUGUGGUUACCAUUUUCUAUGGGACAAUAACAAUUGUUUAUAUCUUACCAAAUACAGACACUCUGAGAGAUCUCAAUAAACUGUUCUCUGUUUUUUAUGCUGUCUUGACCCCCAUGAUAAAUCCACUUGUAUACAGCCUCAGAAACAAAGAAGUACAAAAAGCACUCAAAAUCUGCUUUAACAAAAAAGCUUAA